CAAUACGCACUCUAGGGGAAGAAUGAGCACCCUCCGCCCAGGCCGGCCUUCCGCCCCUCCCAGUCGCCCACAAGCACCGCCUCUUUGUUGCUAUUUAUGUUGUCUUUACCUUUCUCUUCCAUUCCAGGCCGUCACCGAAACUGCUUCUACUCCGGUGAAGGAAGUCUCAAAGUCUAGGUGGAGCUCGCUCGUUUAGUACUUGAAAGUGUCCCUGAAGGGUGAAACUAGGAGACAACUACCUUAUCUUGGUUUAUAAAGGAAGCACCUGAGCAUGAUGUCCUACAUUAAGCAGCCUCAUUAUGCAAUGAACGGGUUAACUCUAACUGCUCCGGGGAUGGACUUACUUCAUUCAGCUGUGGCUUAUCCAACUACACCACGUAAGCAACGGCGUGAACGGACAACUUUUACACGUGCACAGCUUGACAUUCUAGAAGCACUUUUUGCCAAGACUCGUUAUCCUGAUAUUUUCAUGAGAGAGGAGGUUGCUCUGAAAAUUAAUCUUCCAGAGUCUAGAGUACAGGUCUGGUUCAAGAACCGAAGAGCUAAAUGCCGUCAGCAGCAACAGCAAAGCAAUGGACAGACCAAGCCACGGCCAACCAAAAAGAAAAGUUCGCCUGCCAGAGAGACAAAUUCAGAGACUAGCACCAAUGGUCAGUACAGUCCUCCAUCUGUAGGCACAUCAGUGACUCCUAGCUCUUCUACAAGUGCCACUGUUUCUAUAUGGAGUCCUGCUUCAAUAUCUCCAAUUCCUGACCCCCUGUCUUCUACAAAUCCUUGUAUGCAAAGAUCAGCAGCCUACCCAAUGACCUACAGCCAAGCCCCUGGUUACAGCCAGAGCUAUGGAGGGUCCACAUCAUUCUUCAGUGGCCUAGAUUGCAGUUCCUACCUCUCCCCAAUGCAUUCUCAGUUAUCUGCUCCUGGUGCUGCCCUUAGCCCUAUCUCUACCCCAACAAUGGGCAGCCAUCUCAGCCAAUCUCCAGCCUCUCUGUCCACACAAGGGUACAGCACAGCAGGUCUGGGAUUCAGCCCUGUAGAUUGCCUAGACUAUAAGGACCAAACUGGUUCUUGGAAACUCAAUUUCAGUGCAGCUGACUGUUUGGAUUACAAAGAUCAAAACUCUUGGAAGUUUCAAGUUUUGUAGAGGUGAACUGAGGAUAUGAAUGGAUGGUUCACACCCUGAUGUUCAGACUCCUAAGACUGUUUGGAAAUUACAACUUUCAUUUCUAAAGUGGAGUGAAGGAGUUUCAGCUACUAUGUACAAUGGUUAUCAGAGAACAUGUCUGAGUGACUCCUAAAUAUACCUUGAAUGUCCCCAUGAAGAAUGGAUACCGUUUUCUACAAAGCUUGGGGUGAAUAAGUAUAUGUGCAAGUCAAACUUCUUCCCACUAAGAACAAAUUGUGUUCAUAAAACAGCCAACCACUUUUAGUAUUAUUAACUUUUUUUAUUACUUAUUUAACCUUAGAUUCCACUCUGUUCUACAGAUCUAGCAACAAAACAAAUAAUUCCAGUAAUUUCUGUUACAGCUCAGACUAAGUAAGUUACAUAAUGUACUCCUAGUGUUUGUAGUGUCUGUCUCUGAAAAUAUGUCAGGGUCUAGCCCUUGAUUAGACAAAUUUUUAAUCAUCAAUCUCCUGACAUAGUUUGACAUUGGAGUUCUUGCUGAAGUUUCAUGGUUUUGUAUCUUAAAAAGAAAAAAACAAUAAAUGACUGCACAGAAUCAGUUAA
Molecule: messenger RNA, 1726 nt
Organism: Protopterus annectens (West African lungfish)
Lineage: Eukaryota; Metazoa; Chordata; Ceratodontiformes; Protopteridae
Product: homeobox protein otx5
Exons: 4
Coding region: 272-1141 (289 amino acids)
Biological process (GO): regulation of transcription by RNA polymerase II; multicellular organism development
Cellular component (GO): nucleus
Molecular function (GO): DNA-binding transcription factor activity, RNA polymerase II-specific; RNA polymerase II cis-regulatory region sequence-specific DNA binding
Source: RefSeq, a predicted model, not a curated record